GGCGCCCACUUCUCGUGCCGCACGGAGCUGGACCUGCGAGCCGAAGGCCCGGGGCUGUUCCUGAACACGUCGGCCGCCAGACGACUUCAGACAUUCGUCCUGCCAGGGACUCCCCCGGAAUUUGCCACCCCCCUCGUCCUGGAGGCCGGCACGCGGCAGCCCGUCACCUGCUCUCUGGAUGGGCUGUUUCCUGCCUGGGAGGCCCAGGUCCACCUGGCGCUGGGGGACCGGAGGCUGAACGCCACAAUCACCAGCGGCACAGACUCCCUGUCCGCCACGGCCUCGCUGGAGGUGACCGCGCAGGAGGAGGGUGACCAGCGGCUGGUGUGUGCAGUCCUGCUGGGCAACAGGAGUCUGGAGUCCUGGAGGAACCUGACCGUCUACAGCUUUCAGGAACCCAUCGUGACGCUAAACGUGACCGAGGCCUCCGAAGGGGACCUGGUGAUGGUGAGCUGCGAGGCUCACCCGGGAUCCAACGUGACACUGAGUGGGGCCCAAGCCCAGCCACUGCCCCACAAGGCCCAGCUGCUGCUGAACGCCCGCGCUGGCGAUAACGGCCGCAUCUUCUCCUGCUUGGCGUCUCUGGAGGUGGCCGGGCAGUUGCUGUACAAGGACCAGGCCCAGGAGCUCACCGUCCUGUAUGGCCCCCGGCUAGAUGAGAGCGACUGCCCGGGAAACUGGACCUUUCUGGAGGGCUCCGAGCAGACCCUGAGGUGCCAGGCCUGGGGGAACCCCUUCCCGAAGCUCAGGUGUCACCGCAAAGGCGACAACACUUCCCUACCCAUUGGGCACCUGAGGCCUGUCAGGCGGGAGCUUGCGGGAACCUACAUGUGCCGGGCCGUGAGCUCGCGCGGGGAGGCCAGCCGGGAGGUGCUGGUCACAGUCCUCUACAACGAGAAAAACAUGGUCAUUGUUAUUGUGCUGUUGGCCCUAGCAGCCAUCGUGAUCUUGGUGGCCUUCACUGCCUACUUCUAUAACCGACAGAGGAAAAUCAGUAAGUACCGGCUCCAGAAGGCAGCUGAGAAAGCCUCGAAGCUAAAGGCCCUGGGCGUGCCUGCUCCGGACUGCCCAGAUCUGGCCUCCUCACAGCUGCAGCAGGCCUGAGCCGAACAGACUGGUGGACUCGU
Fukomys damarensis (Damara mole-rat) is the source of this 1127-nucleotide messenger RNA. Its product is annotated as intercellular adhesion molecule 1. Gene Ontology annotation, molecular function: integrin binding. Gene Ontology annotation, biological process: cell adhesion. The transcript is spliced from 5 exons. The record is from RefSeq and is a predicted model, not a curated record. Lineage: Eukaryota; Metazoa; Chordata; Mammalia; Rodentia; Bathyergidae. Bases 445 to 1104 code for a protein of 219 amino acids.